Durusdinium trenchii is the source of this 1647-nucleotide messenger RNA. The record is from the annotation of a GenBank genome assembly. NCBI's taxonomy places the organism in Eukaryota, Dinophyceae, Suessiales, Symbiodiniaceae.
AUGAAGACAUUUCAAUGGCUGCUGGUGUUUGCAGGAGUUUGGGCCCGCUGUGUGGGGCAAAGCUGCGUGAAGGAGAAGCGCCGUUUGCCCAGCCCCAGUGGCCUUCAAGGCAAAGUUGCACCAGCCAAGCACUACUUGCAUGUUCGGUACCAUGAUUGGGACACAAAGACCUUUGAGCCAAUCGAAGCCAACUCCAGUACAUUCCGUGCAAAGGCAGGCUUGGAUCCAGGCUCCAUCAUCUAUGGUGAGAGCUAUGCCACAGGAAGGCGCUGCAACCUGAAGAUGAUCCAGCUCGUGAAGCCCACGCAUUCCUUCGAAGUGCCAGAAUCCGGAAGCUUGACGAGGGUGUGGUUGGAACUUCAGCUACACCAUGUAUGUGAAAGUCAGACUUUCUAUGACGAUCAACUGUCAGAUGAUCAUGAUGCCAUCCAGGAUCUCAAAGCCAAGGUGAGCGGCUUCUUUGCCAAGCUUCAGAGGCUCGCCGAAACCUCCGAUGCUGACCUAAGCCCUACUGAGUUGGAGGACCAAGCCGCAAGGGUCAAGGCCGACAUCAAAGAUGCGCGAGAGGAAAUCGCAGAGCACGAAGAUGCCAUUGACAAGACCAAGCAGGCUAAGAAGCUAGAAGACAGUUGGCACCGUCCGCGUUUACCAGAGAAUGUGGUCAUUGUGGCCCCUUUGACCUUCGACGAAUCGGAUGCACAGCAGGAGCUCAACGGCUUUUUGCAAGCGUUGCUCAAGAGUUCAGGAGAGACCGCCCGUUGGAGCCGCCCGGGAGCCAUCAUCGCUCAAGGGGGACCGGCAUUGAUGUACAAUGGCACUUCUUUGGAGGCGCCGUGUGAUUCUACAUUGGAGUGGUUCGUCCUCACGGGAAUCUCUGCUUUGCCAACAAGUGACUAUGACCUCCUGAUGAGGCUUUUGGAGGAUUCAACCCUUUUUGCCGGUCGAGACCACACUACGACAAAGAAAGAAGCAGAUUUGGCACUGGCAGAAGUGGAUGAACGCUAUUUGGCAAAGCCAAAGUACACUCCCAAGGAAGAAGGUGUUCGAGCACCCAAGUUCCUGUUCAUGAUUGGCGGAGUCAUCACCUUUGGUGCGCUAUGGCAUGCCAUGAACCCUGAUGGUGAGGUCACAGCAAUGUUGUUCUACGGCUCCAUUGCGAUCUUGGUGCUCCUGGCCACGAUCGGGUACGCAUUCAUACCGGGUGACCUGUUUACAUCGGAACCCUUUGGCUUCAUGCCGGCCGUUCAGGCACUGAGCUUUGACCAUGACCUGUGGAACAACAUCUGGGCCUUUUGCGCUUUCCUUGGGGUGAUGUUGGCAGUGGUUAUUCUUCAAGUAUUUCUUUACAAUAAAUUCCUUUCUGGUUAUGGUCCAGGAUGCGAUGAGAAUUGGACUUUUUUCCUCGGCUUCCUGGAUGUUUUGCUUGUCUUGUUUCUCCUUUUGGGACCUUUUAUGAUCCCAGAUGUGGGACCAAGCUGGCAAAACGCUUGGACCUUGCUGCAGAGAGCUCACAUUUCUGCAUGGUUCCUUCUUUUGCUUGCCUCUUGUCUGAUUCCAUUUCUGGGCGUGCCCAUCAGCAUUUUGCCGGCCAUGGCCACAUCUGGAGCUUCCUUGCUCCUGGGCGCAGUGAUGCUUUGCUUGUCUUAG